Messenger RNA from Chlamydomonas reinhardtii, 1079 nucleotides. RefSeq lists its product as uncharacterized. The record is from RefSeq and is a predicted model, not a curated record. Gene Ontology annotation, biological process: UTP biosynthetic process; GTP biosynthetic process; CTP biosynthetic process. Gene Ontology annotation, molecular function: nucleoside diphosphate kinase activity. NCBI's taxonomy places the organism in Eukaryota, Viridiplantae, Chlorophyta, Chlorophyceae, Chlamydomonadales, Chlamydomonadaceae. The coding region runs from base 46 to 498 and encodes 150 amino acids. The transcript has 5 exons.
UCACCCAUUAACACCCACACUUUCCUCUCCUCCAAACUCGUCAAAAUGGCCACCGAGCAGAGCUACAUCAUGAUCAAGCCUGACGGCGUCCAGCGCGGCCUGGUCGGCGAGGUGAUCAAGCGCUUCGAGCAGCGCGGCUACACGCUCAAGGGCCUGAAGCUGAUGAACGUGGAGAAGUCGCUGGCUGAGAAGCACUACGAGGACCUGUCCGCCCGCCCCUUCUUCCCGGCCCUGGUCGACUACAUCUGCAGCGGCCCCGUUGUGGCCAUGGUGUGGGAGGGCAAGGGCGUUGUGGCCACCGGCCGCAAGAUGAUCGGCGCCACCAACCCCCUGGCCUCCGAGCCCGGCACCAUCCGCGGUGACUUCGCCAUCGAGGUCGGCCGCAACGUGAUCCACGGUUCCGACUCGGUCGAGUCCGCCACCCGCGAGAUUGGCCUGUGGUUCCCCGAGGGCGUCGCCCAGUGGACCCCCGUGGCCAAGCCCUGGAUCUACGAGUAAACAACUGGCCUCAGCAGCAGCAGGUGCUUGCAUGGGCGCCUGGAAGCUUGCCAUUGGCAAUUGUUAGUCGCUGAUGUGUGGUAAUGGAAGAUGUAAGGUGAUUGAAGGUGGAGGUGUGCGUGGGCAUAGGGCGAGGUGAUGAAAGUCUGGCCUGAGGUGAGGCCGGGCGUGGUGCUGGCGGCAGGAUGAGAAGCAGGUUGGGAAUGACACAUGAUGAAGCGGAACAGGCGCCGCAAAGCUGAUGCAUGUUUGUAACCCGCCGGACAAGACUUCCGCAUGCUGCCCGAUACAGAGUUACAGUGCCCUCCACGGGUGCGACAUGCCCCAACGGUAUUGGGGCUAUCCGUGGCUCUCGCCAACGCGGCGUCUCCGCACGCCGAAGCAAUGUGUUGAGUUUGCGCCUAGAAGAGACGACCACUCAGGACGGUGUAAGAGGGCUUGCGCUGAGACGGGAUCAACCUAUCUAGCUCCUCACAUCACGGACCUAGGCCAUACCUGUUUACGAGAAAUCCAGCAAAUCUCUUGCCGCGGAAAUCGGCAGGCUCAUGCGGGCGCGGGGCGCCUCGCUAGCUCUUAAGCCC